This is a messenger RNA of Osmia bicornis bicornis, 957 nucleotides long. It is a transcript of the gene Brms1, whose product is annotated as breast cancer metastasis-suppressor 1-like protein. Gene Ontology annotation, biological process: negative regulation of transcription by RNA polymerase II. Bases 173 to 865 code for a protein of 230 amino acids. Gene Ontology annotation, molecular function: histone deacetylase binding. The record is from RefSeq and is a predicted model, not a curated record. NCBI's taxonomy places the organism in Eukaryota, Metazoa, Arthropoda, Insecta, Hymenoptera, Megachilidae. Gene Ontology annotation, cellular component: Sin3-type complex. The transcript has 3 exons.
UCAUUGCCGCGUGGUGUGUGACGUCACUUAUUUUGAAGCCUUCGUCUGGCAACGCUGAUAGCCGAUAAACGUCGUACAGCUUGGUAUCCUUGUGACAGACGUUCUUUCAUAACAACGGUUAUUAUUCCUGACAUUGCUUGUAAAAGAAAAACAAACAAUUACUUUACAACAGAUGCCAAGUGUUAAAGAUGAAUCCGAGGCAGAAGGAGAAGAAAUGUCACAUGACAGUAAUGAAAGUAACCAAAGCUCUGCAUCGUGUGAUAGCAGUGCAGAACACAGUGACAGUGAUGACUCUUCUGAAAUGGAUGAAGAUGAAUGUGAAAGGCGGCGAAAUGAAUGUAUGGAGAAUUUAGUAGAUCUAGAACGUCAGUUUACUCUUCUUAAAGAACAACUUUACCAUGAAAGGAUUACUCAAGUAGAUACAAAAUUAGGAGAAGUUCGAGUUGGAAAAUCUGAAGAAUAUUUAAAACCUUUGGAACGUUUAAAAGAAAAUAUGAAAACGAAAACAGAAGUAGCUGGAAUAUUAAAACAAUAUAGAUUACAAAAUAUACAAAACAAAUUCUUAGCAGAAGAGCAAGCUGCAUUACAGAAUUUUGAAAGUGAAAAAGAACUGAUCUGGGAUUGUAUUCACAAUGAUUUACAAGAAAAAAUCCGCAGAUUAGAGGAAGAUAGAAAUAAUGUUGAUAUUCAUGCAGACUUGUGGUUAAAUUCUAAUGGUAGAAGACGCCGAAAUCACACUGAAAGAAGAAGGGCAGUUUCUGUUGCAGGGCCUUACAUUGUUUAUAUGCUUAAUGAUGCAGAUAUUCUUGAGGAUUGGGCAUUAAUAAAGAAAAGCUUAAGUAGUCGAAAAACUGAAAUAAUUUAAUGUCUGCACAUAUAUAAAUGUAUUUUUUUAAUAAUAUAAUUUUAAUUAUGUUAAUUCAUUAUCCUUUCAUAAACUUGAUUAAGUUUUCUGAA